This is a messenger RNA of Porites evermanni, 503 nucleotides long. The record is from the annotation of a GenBank genome assembly. NCBI's taxonomy places the organism in Eukaryota, Metazoa, Cnidaria, Anthozoa, Scleractinia, Poritidae.
AUGGCUGCUUUACAAACUCAAUUAGAGUCAGAGCAAGAGCAGCAAAAGAAAACAGUCAACGCUUUCGAAAACAGCCCGAUUCGAGAAGCCGCCAGUGCACCUCGGCCAGCUCCAUUUCAUGGAUAUGACUCUGAAGAUGUAAACCGAUGGCUAGAGAUAAUAGAAUAUUACCUCAAAUUGCGAUGUAUAGACACUGGUAGUCCCACAGACUUGGCUGAGUUGGUCAUGAAUCUCUUGGACCUGCAGAAGGUUCUAUGACCUAUAACCGAAAGGCGACGUUUGGCCAGUUACGAGACUCCCUGAAUGAGCGAUUUUUCAAUGACAAACAGAGCUGGAUAACCUGGCAAGCUGUAACUUCCAGGAAGCAGGGAGAACUAGAACUGGACACUUAUGUAACGGAGCAGACCAAUAACUUCCGACGACUAAAUAUCACCGAUGCAGAGAAAAUUAACUACAUUCCGCGAAGCAAAACGGCAGUUGACUCGUCUGUAGACAACGAGUAA